UGUUCGGCGGCUGCUGCCGGCCGGGAGGGGGCCCGACCGUGGGCGGAACCCUCAAGGCUAGAGGGGCCGGCAGUAGCAGCGGCUGCGGGGGCCCGAAGGGAAAGAAGAAGAACGGAAGAAACAGAGGGGGCAAAGCCAACAAUCCCCCAUACUUGCCCCCCGAGGCUGAAGAUGGAAACAUCGAAUAUAAACUGAAGCUGGUGAAUCCUUCCCAGUACCGCUUUGAGCACCUGGUGACACAAAUGAAGUGGCGGCUUCAGGAGGGUCGCGGUGAGGCUGUCUACCAGAUUGGGGUGGAAGACAAUGGGCUGCUGGUGGGGCUGGCAGAGGAGGAAAUGCGGGCUUCCCUCAAGACCCUGCACCGGAUGGCAGAGAAGGUUGGGGCAGACAUCACCGUUCUCCGGGAGCGUGAAGUGGAUUAUGAUAGUGACAUGCCCCGGAAGAUCACUGAGGUCCUAGUACGAAAGGUCCCUGACAACCAGCAGUUCCUAGACCUCCGUGUGGCUGUCUUGGGGAAUGUGGACUCAGGGAAGUCAACUCUGCUUGGAGUCCUGACCCAGGGAGAGCUGGACAAUGGGCGGGGCCGAGCCCGGCUCAACCUGUUCCGGCAUCUGCAUGAGAUUCAGUCUGGCCGAACUUCCAGCAUCAGCUUCGAGAUCCUGGGUUUUAACAGCAAAGGAGAGGUGGUGAAUUACAGUGACUCACGGACUGCAGAAGAGAUCUGUGAGAGCAGCUCCAAGAUGAUCACCUUCAUCGACCUGGCAGGCCACCACAAGUACCUGCACACCACCAUCUUUGGCCUCACCUCAUACUGCCCCGACUGUGCCCUCCUCCUCGUCAGUGCCAACACGGGGAUUGCUGGCACCACAAGGGAACAUCUAGGGCUGGCCCUGGCCCUGAAAGUGCCCUUCUUCAUCGUGGUCAGCAAAGUAGAUCUGUGUGCCAAGACCACAGUGGAGAGGACAGUACGCCAGCUGGAGCGGGUCCUCAAACAGCCUGGCUGCCACAAGGUCCCCAUGCUGGUCACCUCUGAGGAUGAUGCCGUCACCGCUGCCCAGCAGUUUGCUCAGUCACCCAAUGUCACUCCUAUCUUCACACUGUCCAGUGUGUCUGGAGAAAGCCUGGACCUGCUCAAAGUCUUUCUAAACAUUCUGCCACCGCUCACCAACAGCAAAGAGCAAGAGGAACUCAUGCAGCAGCUGACAGAGUUCCAGGUGGAUGAAAUCUACACAGUACCAGAGGUGGGGACUGUUGUUGGAGGGACACUUUCCAGUGGGAUUUGCCGCGAGGGGGACCAGCUGGUGGUGGGCCCCACAGACGAUGGCUGCUUCCUGGAGCUGAGAGUGUGCAGCAUUCAGCGCAACCGCUCUGCCUGUCGUGUGCUGCGAGCUGGUCAGGCUGCUACAUUGGCCCUUGGGGACUUUGACCGUGCACUGCUUCGCAAGGGCAUGGUGAUGGUGAGCCCCGAGAUGAAUCCCACCAUCUGCUCAGUGUUCGAGGCAGAGAUAGUCCUACUGUUCCAUGCCACCACCUUCAGGCGAGGUUUCCAGGUGACAGUACACGUCGGCAAUGUACGUCAGACAGCAGUGGUGGAAAAGAUCCAUGCCAAGGACAAGCUGCGGACAGGGGAGAAGGCAGUGGUACGUUUCCGCUUCCUGAAACACCCAGAGUACCUGAAAGUGGGCGCCAAGCUGCUGUUCCGGGAGGGUGUCACCAAGGGCAUUGGCCAUGUCACUGAUGUGCAAGCCAUUGCAGCAGGAGAGGCCCAGGCCAACAUGGGCUUCUGAGCUCCUCCAGGCAGGGACAGCUCUAUUACAGUCCCUACAAUAUACGAGGUGACUUCCGGCCAUGCUGCCCUCUGUUGGCUAGGGAAAGGGGUGCUCGCUGCCAGUUGCUCCCCACCACCGUUUUGGAGAGGUGUCAAGCUUGGUGUGGCUGGGGAGGGGCGGUUCUGAGGGAGAAGAAAGGAGCCUUCAGGGCAGUGCUCAGUGGCUGUGCACCCAUCUGGUUGACUCAUCAACCCUGACAACUCUGUGGCCUGUCUACUGGAGGGAGCGAACUGUGGCCACCUUGGCCUCACUAUCAGGACUGAGCGUGAUCUACCGAUGUGGGCCCUGCACUUCAGGAAUUGUUACAACUAGGGGUGGUCCUCAAAAGCACUCCUUUUUCUAUACCUCAAGGCCAUGUAAGUUGCCCUUCGCUACCUGACUGGACAAAAGAAAUCUGCUACUGGCCACCUGGUGGCCCAGGUUCUGAAGAAAUGGCACAGGGAAAGUGAAUGGCAGUGCUCCCACCCUGUGCUGAGGCCUGAGGCCUGUUUCUCAGCUUUAUCUCCCUUUUCCUUCACUCAAGGGCCAUUUCCCCAGUUCCUCCUCUCACAGGCCCCACAGGUGCUAUUUGUUGUGCUGGCCCACGCGUGGGGCUGCCAAGCUGAGGCUUGGCAUACUAAAGGUCAGCUGCAUGUCAGUCAGUCUCGUCCCUUACUCUCAAGUAAUCUGUUGGUUUUAAUGCUGAAUCAAACAGUAUGUUUUACUUUCACAGACUAGUGGCUGGGGACCUGACCCAUAGCUCCCCUACCUGCCACUUUCCCCGCCCCCUUCCUGCUCCCACGCCCUCUCAUUUUACUAAUUUGCAGUGACCAUCCCCUUCCCUCUGUUGCAGGGAACCAGGAGGAAAGGGAGAGAUGUUGCCAUAUUUCCUACCUUUAGGGCAUGGACUCCCUCCUUUCCCUUUGUUAGUGUCCUGGGUUCGCAUGGACUCAGGGAUUUGUUGGUUAAGGUUUCUCUGCAUAUAUAUAUAUAUUAUAUAUAUAUAUAUAUACACAAACAUAUAUAUUGUACAGAAUAAAAAUGUUUUAUUGGAUAUACUGUGCUUA
Orycteropus afer afer is the source of this 2875-nucleotide messenger RNA. It is a transcript of the gene GTPBP2, whose product is annotated as GTP binding protein 2. Gene Ontology annotation, biological process: translational elongation. Gene Ontology annotation, molecular function: GTPase activity; translation elongation factor activity; GTP binding. NCBI's taxonomy places the organism in Eukaryota, Metazoa, Chordata, Mammalia, Tubulidentata, Orycteropodidae. The record is from RefSeq and is a predicted model, not a curated record.